CAAAGGUUGGAAUUAGGGGUUAAAUCACCAAAUGAUUCCCGAGCGCGGCAACCGCUGCUGCUCACUGCUCCCCUCACCUCCCAGGGGUCAAAUGCAGAGGGUAAGUUUACCCCCCCUCGUGGUACUUUAACUUUAAUUAGCAUGUUAUUAACAGUCAAAUUUAUUGUCCAUUCUUCACAUGUACAAGACAUAACUUGACUGGCCUGCACAGAGUCCUGACCUGAACCCGAUCGAACACCUUUGGGAUGAAUUAGAACGGAGACAGAGAGCCAGGCCUUCUCGACCAACAUCCGUGUGUGACCUCACCAAUGCGCUUUUGGAAGAAUGGUGGAAAAUUCCUAUUAACGCACCCCGCAACCUUGUGGACAGCCUUCCCAGAAGAGUUGAAGCUGUAAUAGCUGCAAAAGAAACAAGCCAAAGGAGUGGGAUUCAAACAAGACGGCUGCGCGUCUGCCAUGUACACCGACUACAGAGCCAGCAGAGUUACAGGACUCAAUGCUCUGCCCUUUGAUUCGUCCUCCAACAACGACCCUCUCCACUUCAACAACACCAGCGGCUCGCGGCUGACCGAGUGUCCUCCUUUGGAAAGCUUGGCCGAAAACAGCAAGAAGCGGAAGCGAGCCAGCCUGCCUCAAGAGGUGAUCCAUAACAUGCCCAUGGAGUCCAGCUCCAUGUCGGACCCCAACGCCUGGGCUACGGCCAUGAACAAUCUGGGCAUGCCUCCAAUGGGCAUCACUGGGCAGCCGCUCAUGCCAGAUUUUGACCCCAGCCUGGGAAUGAUGGCGGGGAUCGCGCCCAACAACCCCAUGAUACCCGGCCUCGGCAUGGUGCCCCCGCCCCACGACUUCCCGUUCGUCAAGGAGAUAAUCCACUGCAAGAGCUGCACCCUCUUCCCGCCUAACCCCAGAACACCCAACUGCGCCCAAGACCCAACCUCCGGGCUGAGGAUUUUAGGUUGUCCUGAAGAAUUUGGAGACCUUCCACCUCCGGCCAUCAGAGACCGCCCUCCGGGCUGUAAGACGGUGUUUGUCGGCGGCCUGCCGGAGAACGCCACUGAGCAGCUCAUCAUGGAGGUGUUCGGACAGUGCACCGACAUCACCGCCAUCCGCAAGAGCAAGAAGAACUUCUGCCACAUUCGAUUCGCUGAGGAGUUCAUGGUGGACAAGGCCCUCUUCCUCUCCGGUUAUCGCAUCCGCCUGGGCUCCAGCACGGACAAGAAGGACACGGGCCGCCUCCACGUGGACUUCGCCCAGGCCAGGGACGACCUGUACGAGUGGGAGUGUUACCAGCGCAUGAUGGCCAGGGAGGAGCGCCACCGGCGAAGGAUGGAGGAGGAUCUCAUGCGACCGCCUUCGCCACCGCCCAUCGUGCACUUCUCGGAGCACGAGUGCAGCCAGCUGGGGGACAAGAUCAAAGACGACGGCAAGUUUGCCGAGGCGGUGCGGGUGCUGCUGGCGUGGCUGGAGCGCGGCGACGUCAAUCGGCGGAACGCCAACACCUUCUACUCCAUGAUCCAGUCGUCCAACAGUCACAUCCGCCGGCUGAUGAUGGAGAAGAGUCAGCACGAGAAGGAGGUGGAGGACGCCAAGGACAAGUUCAAGACGGCGCUGUCUGGCAUCCUGGCUCAGUUUGAGCAGAUUGUGUCUGUAUUCCAAGCCGCUUCCAAACAAAAGGCAUGGGACCAUUUCUCCAAAGCGCAGCGCAAGAACCUGGACGUGUGGCGCAAGCAAGCCGAGGAGGUCAGGAACAUGCACAACGAGCAGCUGAUGGACUUCCGGCGUGAGGAGGAGAUGGAGAUGUCUGACGACGACAUGGAGGAGUGCCCGGACAACUCUGAAGACUCAGGUGUGUCGCAGGUGGAGGCCCUGAAGGAGGAGAACGACUCGCUGCGCUGUCAGCUGGACGCCUACAGGAACGAGGUGGAGCUGCUGAAGCAAGAGCAGGGCAAGAACCAGCCGGUGAGGAGCGAGGAGGAGAGCACGCACAGCCAGCAGCUCAGUUUCCUGCAGCAGGCCCUGGCAGGCAUGCAGAAGCAACUGCUGAAGAUGAGGGAGGAAUUAAAAGAGCGGGAGGCCGAGCUGGACAAGAGUCUGGAGGACAAGCAGGAGCUCAACCAACAAGUCCAGAACCUCAAGGAAGGACUGCAAAAACUGCAGAUGACACAGCUGGAGGGAUCCGAUCAGGACGAGAGUGUCGGAGGCGAGGAAGCUGCCAAUCAAGCCAAUGAGCUGGUGUCCUGCACUCAGGAGAAGGAAGGUCCGACCGAGAAGAGGCAGAAAAGUCUGGUCCACUCAGAGAGGGAAGCUCUGCUCGUCGGGAUCAUUUCCACAUUCCUGCACGUGCACCCCUUCGGAGCCAGCAUCGAGUACAUCUGCUCCUACCUGCAGCGCUUGGACGCCAAGAUCAACACCGCCGAAGUGGAGGCUCUCCUCUCCAGGCUGCCGUGCACCUUCAAGCAGGAGCUGACGGGUGUGGGCGCCAGUCUGGAGAAGCGCUGGAACUUCUGCGGGUUCCAGGGCAUCAAGAGCCCAUAAGGGCGCGUGCGUGGAAGGGAGUCGCACAGCCGAGCAUCCCCCCCUACCCCUUCACGGACGAUACGCGACAAUUGAGAGCACAAUCUGCUCCACGGAUUCAGGAAUGUUUGUUUUAGUUGAUGUGACGACCAAUGUUCUCUCUAAUGUUUCAUGUGUGUGAGCAAACGCACAAACUCCCUGAGCACAUGUGAGCAACAUCAGACACGUGCACACUGUGGCCACACCAGCGUCACACCUGUCCCAAACCUGACAUCUUAACAAUUUAAAUGUUUUAUUAAAAUAAUUUUCUGAUAUAAGUGAUUUUGCCCUCCUUCAAUGACAAUAACAAAAAAAACAUGUUUUUCAUGACCUAUGUGCUAGUGGCUGCGGGUCCUGCCUUUAAAAGAAAUGUUACCCCUUUCAGAGAUUACAUUUAGUUCCUGUAACUUUCUGUCUGUAAAAUACAUCUUUUUAUCAGCAUUUAUGAAAUCUAGUGACAAUAUUUCAUGAAUAAUAUCCUUAGAUUAACAUUCUUAAUAAAUGGCAGUAAAAUAAGCACACAUCUGAUUGAGGAGUCAGAGUGUUACAACCUGGCAUUUACACAUUGUGUGGCGGUGGGGUUGUCCGACUUUUUGUGUGGCCAUAAACGCAGCACUGGCUAAGUGCCAUGAGUGCGUGUGUUGGCACAAGUGAGAAAGAGCGAGCGGCUGCUGUUGAUAUAACAAAGUUGCUUUUGGUCUGGUUUGUACUGCAGAAAAUGACCAGUUUUGCUAGAAAUCAUUUUUUUACUAAUGUUUUGGUGAUGUGUGUGUCGGUGCAGGUGAGACAGAGCGAGCGGCUUCCGUUGAUACGACGGAUGUUAACGUUGGUUUAAGUCUGGUUUGUAUGGCAGAAAAUUACCAGUUUUUAUAGAUAAAAAGUUUUUUUUACUCAUGUUUUUGGUGUGGUUACAAACAGUUUUGCUCAAUAAAGUGAUCGAUGGAAUUCCCGUCCGUAAAGUGUCUCGACAGACGAUAAUUGAACUGUGUUGACAAAGAUUGUUUUAUUCAUUGGGGCCACGCCUGUCACUCACAGAGUUGCAUUGCAAAAUCAUACAGAAUAAAUUGUAAUGUGUUUAUUAGGGACCGCAAUGUUCCUUUGGGACAGAGGACCCUAUUGUAUUUUGUGUGUUUUAUUAUUAUUAUUAUUCCGCCGCCUCUUUGAGCUGUAAUUUGACCCCCUUAACAUGCUUCAAAACUCACCAUAUUUGACACACAUCAGGACUGGCAAAAAUUGCCAUCUAAUCAAAAAACCAAACCCCAAAACUCAAAAUUGCGCUCUUGCGCCCCCCCCAGGAAAAAAACACAGACAAAACUGCUUGUAACUUCCGGUAGGAAGAAACAAAAACCUCUAUGUAGGUCUGACAUAGACCUAGAUUUCAUACAUUGACAUCCUUCAGUAAAAAUCAACAGGAAGUUGGCAAUUUCCCCUUCAAAACAAACGUUUACCUCAAACAGUCACUUUUGCCUCUUUGAGCUGUAAUUUGACCCCCUUAACAUGCUUCAAAACUCACAUCACACAUCAGGACUGGCAAAAAUUGCGAUCUAAUAAAAAAAACAACCCCAAAACUCAAAAUUGCGCUCUUGCGCCCCCUAGGAAGAAAACACAGACACAACUGCUCCUAGGAAGAAAACUCAGACAAAACUGCCUGUAACUUCCAGUAGGAAUGUCUUAGAGACAUGAAACAAAAACCUCUAUGUAGGUCUCACUUAGACCUACAUUUCAUAUAUUGACAACCCCCAGCAAAAAUCAACAGGAAGUUUGCAAUUCUCCCUUCAAACAAAAGUUUUGUAAAAACCCCAAAACUCAAAAUUGCGCUCUUGCGCCCCCGAGGAAGAAAACACAGACACAACUGCUCCUAGGAAAAAAACUCAAGAUAAAACUGCCUGUAACUUCCAGUAGGAAUGUCUUAGAGACAUGAAACAAAAACCUCUAUGUAGGUCUUAUUUAGACCUACAUUUCAUACAUUGACAACCCCCGGCAAAAAUCAACAGGAAGUUUGCAAUUCCCCCUUCAAAACAAACGUUUUGUAAAAACCGGUCCCCUUUUUUCAAACAUUAUCUCCUCUGAGCGCGUUUGUCGUGUCGGCUUCAAACCAGCACAGGAGAGAGAUUGAGCCCUUCUGAUUAAAAGUUGACCAAAGAGUUUUAAUUACUGCUCCGGUUUGGAUUUUAUGUGCCGUCAAAGUCGGUCCCGUCCAUCGCUGCUUGCAGCUUUAAUUUUGUUUAAAGUUCAGAUGGGAUUUUUGAAUUCCUGGGUGGCAUUAAUUUGCCGUGCGCAGAGGACGCGUGAGCAGUGCGCAAUUGGGCAGGCGCGCACCUUAGAGGGAACGUUGGUCGCACCCCCGGGAGUCGCAGCAGGAGUCACUGGAUCGGUACUUACAGGUGUGGCCCACGCCGUGCCAGCUUAUUUCUGAGCCUUUUGGCGGGUGUGUUGGACCGAGGACGACACAGGUUGCAACCUGCGGGGUCAUCAGGGUGGGACACAACCAUGCAGCCUCCAUCCCGUCUCUGUUUUUGUUUGUCCUUCCCCGGUUUGUAAAAUAGAUUCUUGAAAAAAAAAGAAAGACACAAGAAGUCAUAUAUUUCUUCAUUCUCCGCAAAGGCUGUGAAGAGGUGCAUAGAAUUGUUGUAAUACGCUGUUAAUGCUUGGAUUGUAUUUUUGAUUAUUAA
Messenger RNA from Nerophis lumbriciformis (worm pipefish), 5224 nucleotides. NCBI's taxonomy places the organism in Eukaryota, Metazoa, Chordata, Actinopteri, Syngnathiformes, Syngnathidae. The record is from RefSeq and is a predicted model, not a curated record.